Molecule: messenger RNA, 6246 nt
Organism: Schistosoma rodhaini
Lineage: Eukaryota; Metazoa; Platyhelminthes; Trematoda; Strigeidida; Schistosomatidae
Source: the annotation of a GenBank genome assembly
GGUCUAUGAAACUCAGGCGAUAAUUUAACAGGAUAGUAACAGUGAUACAGAUGGCACAUAACGAUGGUGAACUUAUGGCCAGCGUGUUUUAUUAUAUGAGAGAGGGGUAUCCUUUUCACGCUCUUGUUGCUUUGAACGUUGCUCAUAAGAAAUAUCCGAACGAACCAUUUAUCAAGCUACUUACUAGUAUUCUACUAGUGGCAGAAGGCUCUUUACAAGAAGCGUUGAGGUGCUUCAAUGAGCUCAAGAACAGGGAGGAGUUUUCUCUUGCGUCUCUAAUAUCAAUUGAGUAUUUGCAUACGGAACUGCCCAAAAUAUACCAGGAUGUAGUAGAAGAAUGUGAGGACAGGAUAAGGGAGUUGAGAAGGCAUGCUACUGACAGAUCACUUUAUUUUGGUGCUUUAGUACUGUUUUUCUUUAAAAAAUACGACAAGGCCAGGGAAUACUCUGAAAAGGCACUUAAAAUCAAUCCGUGUUCCAAGGAGAUAUUGUGUCUGAAUGGAUGGAUCGGAUUAAUGUGUGAGGAUGAAGAUUUUCAAAAGAAGACCGUGAAGUAUUUUGACGAAUCUGAGUGUGAUGAUGAAACUAUGUCGAUUGAGCGUUUGAUGGGUAGAAUAAAAUAUUUACAAUUCUCGAAGUCAUUCUCGUCUGCCUUGGAUGUGGUGAACAUUUUAGUAGUAAAAUUUCCGUGUUAUGUCCCUGGUUUAAUUGAAAAGAUGAGGAUUCAACUUGCACUUCAAGACUGGGAAUCAGCUUCAGACACUGCUACAAGAUGUCUGUCAAUCGACCCUACGUGUAUAGAGGCUUUAAAGUUUCAAAUUUUGUACUUUCUGUGUUACGAAGGGAAUACUAGUGCAGCACUGAAAAAGCUGGAGGAGCUUAAAAAUGUACUUGAAAUAUCGGAACCAAAGACAUCAAAUCAGUAUUCAUCGAUUUCUAAACUGAUAUCCCUAAUCUGUGGUCGUGAGCCUACAAUACUGCAGAAGGUUCAAGAACUAUGCGAGAAAGCAGUUGAACUUACUCCUAGAAACUAUCAUUACUUGAUUAACUUGGGCCAUAUUGUUCUCAUGCAGGGUAAACUUAAAGAGUCAGUCCAACAUUUCCGGAACGCGAUAAAUUUAUGCGAAACAAGCUUUGAUGGUCUAAAAGCUGUUGUUCAGUGCCAACUUCUUCAAAACAACCUACAAGAGGCCUCAACACAAUUGGAGUUUUUGAGCGAGCUACAACCGACUAUUGGAAAAUCUUCAGAAGUGAGCUACAUGGUCUCAGUACUCAGACGCAGACAAGGUUUAUCACCAUCGCAAAUACUAACGCCGUUGAAUGAAGCUAUGGAAUUGCAGCUUCAUAAACUUCGGAAUGUCAGUUUGAGCCUUGAAUAUUAUGAACUGUUAAAUCCAGACUUUCUCCUGCAAAUUAUCAGUGAGUAUUUAAUUCAUGCACCACCUCAACCUUCAAAUAUUGGCAGUACAUCUAGAAUAUUUAACGAUAUGGCAUAUAUAAAUGACCAAUAUGAUUCAGUUCUUAUGCGAUGUUUACGUAUUUUAGAACCAUUGACACUUUCAGCCCCAGGUUUUCAAAAGGGAAUAUAUCUUACAGCAUAUGUUCAUUAUAUGUUAAGAAAUACUACAAUUGCAAUAUCUAAUGUGAAAAAAUGUUUAGAAGUAAAUCCAUCUUUUCUUGAUGGUUAUAUUUUAUUGGCAAAAAUCCAUCUUUAUAUGUCAAAUUUGAAAGCUGCUGAACAAACCUUGGAAACUGGUGUUGGAAAUAAUUUCGAAAUACGCAAUCAUCCAUUAUAUCAACUUGUACGAGCACGUAUAAUGAGUGAACAAGGUUCAGCUAAAAUAUCAGUACAAAUAUUAAAACAAGCAAUUGCAAAUCUUUCAAAUUAUUCUCAAUCAAUAAAAUCUAAUUGUUUUAAUUAUUCAUUUAAUGAUAUAAUGCCAUCGGACAAACUUUCACUAUACAUUGAACUUGCUGACGCACACAGAACUUUAGGAGAACAACAUGAAGCUACAAAAGUUUUGCAAGAUGCUUAUUUAACAUUUGCUGGCACUGUGGACGUUGCACAAGUUACAAUAGCUAUGGCUAACUUAGCUCUGUCACAAAAUGACCACGAGACAGCUCUGAAUACUUUGAGACAAAUUCAAGCUGACCAUCCAUACUAUAUAACUGCACGACAACAUAUGGCCAAUAUUUAUUUAUAUCAUAGAAAAGAGAAGAAAUUAUAUACUGCUUGUUACAGAGAAUUAGCUGAAAAAUUAGAAACAACUGAAGCUUAUUUUCUAUUAGCUGAAGCCUAUAUGACUAUUCAAGAACCUGAAAAUGCAAUUAAAAUUUAUGAAUCCAUUCUACGUAAAAAUCCUAAUGAUUUACGUUUAGCCAGUAAAAUUGGUCAUGCAUUUAUAAAAUUACAUCAUUAUGCUAAAGCUAUAUCUUAUUAUGAGACUGCAGUGAAAACAGGUCAAAAUGGUUUGAGAUUAGAUUUAGCUGAUUUACUUAUCAAUAUGAAACAAUAUAAAAAAGCUAAACGUUUACUUCAUUCUAUGUUAACUAAUGAAAUUAUGGAGUCUGCCUCUGAUAUAAAUGAAUUACAAGAACUAUGUCAUGCAUUAAAAUUAUUAAUCAAACUACAAACAAUUGAAGAUGAUAAACUUCAUGAACGAAUUAAUUCUUUGAAUAGUCUAAAAUCAAUUCAAACAAGACUACUUAAACGUAUACAAACUAGUGAGGUUGAAGAUGUGGUGAAUGAGCAAAAAAUUAAUUUGUCAGAGAUUCUACUACAAUUAGCAUCAGUAUAUUUCUUAGAUAUUCAAUCUCAAUACGGUGAUUAUUUCAAUCCAAAUCGUUUUAAAGAUGAUCACAUUCAAACAAUGAUUGGUUCCAAUAAGAAUACAUCAAACACUAAUUCAUCACAAUAUUUAACUAUCAUUAUAAAUCUUUGUGAAGAUGCUAUUAAACAUGUAUCCACUAUUAUUGAUCUAAAACUAUCACCAUCUAUUCAACAAGGAAGUGAAUCAAAUUUAAAUGUUACUAAUUCAUUAAAUGAAAUUCAAUUAAAUCAUAUAAAACUAUCAGUUAUAAAUAUUCAAGCUAAAUCUAUUGUUCAAUUAAUCAAUUUAUAUAUGUAUACAAUGGAUUAUGUAAAUUGUGAACAAGAAAUAUUAAAAUUAUCACAGUUACAGGAAAUCAUUGAAACGAUUUUUAUUCAUAAAAAUAUGAAAAAUGUCAAUAAGAAUUUGAAUUUCGUCAAAAUUACUUCUAAAUCAUUAAAAGAAAAAGAAGAAGAACAAAAAGAUCAACAACAACAACAACAAAAUAAUCAAAAAAUUCUUCUAUCUAAUUAUAUGCCUAAUAUACCUUUGUCUGAAAUAUUUAUGUCUAGAUUAAUGAUAAUGAAAGGAGAUUUUGAAAUAGCAAAUAAACAUUUAGAAUAUGUAUUACAUAGAAAUCCAUGUCAUUAUGAAGCUCUUUCAAGUUUGAUUGAUACUUAUAGGAGAUGUGGUUUAUUGUCACGUAUUCCAGAAUAUUUACAAAAAGCUAAAUCAUAUGAUUCUCAACCUGAAGUUUCAUGUGGUCUGAACUACUGUUAUGGAAUUUAUCAUUUUUACACAAGUGAGUUAUCUGUUGCUUUGAGUUAUUUCAAUCGAUGCCGAAAAGAUCCUGAAUACUCAGAAAUGGCGAUAUACCGAAUGGUUGAAAUAUGCAUUAAUCCAGAUAAUCAAUUAUUAGGUACCGAACCUUUUUCACAAUCUAAUACUAACGAUAAUAAAAAUUCAAAUAAUACGAAUGAUUUAAACUAUGGUGAUGAGUUAACAAGAAACUACAAUAUUGGUUGUGAAACAGCUGAACAAUUAUUAAAGGAACUGAAAGUGAUUAAAUUUAAGAGACGAUAUCGUUUUAUUUCAACAUUACUACUAUCAACAACAAAAACGAAAGCACAUUUAGAAUCUGCUUUAGAAACAUUUGCUGAAAUGUCACAUAAAGAUCCAGAUAGUGUAGCACCUAUUUAUGGUGCAGCUGUUUGUUAUAUACAAUUAAAACAAAGUCAGAAAGCCAGAAAUCAAUUGAAGCGAUUAGCAAAAGUAUCUUGGAAUUUUCAAGAUGCUGAAGAAUUAGAGAAAUCAUGGUUACUUUUGGUUGAUAUGUAUAUACAAAGUGGUAAACUUGAAGUUUGCCAGGAGCUAUUAAAAAAAUGUCUCAAGUAUAAUAAGUCAAGCUAUAAAGCUUAUGAAUAUUUCGGUUUAAUUAUGGAAAAAGAACAAAAUUUCUCUGAAGCUGCAAAAUAUUAUGAAUAUGUUUGGAACAAUUCAAAUCAUCAAAGCCCUGUAAUUGGUUAUAAACUGGCAUACAAUUAUUUAAAAAGUAAAAAUUAUUUAGGAGCAAUUGAAGUUUCCCUACAAGUUUUAUCCAUUUAUCCAAAUUAUCCAAAAAUUCAAAAAGAUAUCUUGGAUAAAGCAAGACUUAAUUUACGUGUUUAAAUACUGUGUAAAAAUGUUUCGUAAACAUGAAUCUUCUGUGAAUACAUAAACUUAUGAAUUAAAUGUUCUUAUUAAAUUUAUCAAACGGAUUAAUUUCUUGUUUUCUUACGUACUUACGCUUGUUACUCCCAAUGGAACAUAGGCCACCGACCAACAUUCUCCAACGCAAUCUGUCAUGGGCCUUCCGUUCUAGUUUUAUCCAAUUUUUGUUCAUUUUUCUCAAGUCUGUUUCCCUUUCUCGGCGUAAUGUGUUCUCUGGUCUUCCUCUUUUCCUUUGGCCUUCAAGAUUCCAUGUGAGGACUUGUCUUGUGACGCAGUUGGGUGCUUAUUGCUUGUUUUCAGUAAACUAUUAAUUUUAAUGACUUACUCGACUUUCUGAGUAGUGCAUCUUGUAAUCAGAACAGUUGUAUCUUUUUAUUCAAUACUUAUAGAAAUGGAAAUUGAAAAAAAACGGUUCUGAUUCUGUGAUCUUUUCUUCUUAGUAGUGAUAUCUUUAAGUUAUCAUUCUAUAAUGUAUUGUGUCGUCAAACAUAUUGAUCACAGUGAAAUAGGUUGAAAAUGAUAAAUAACUAACACUUAAAGAUAAUGGUAAUAUUUGAUGCUCUUUUAUGCAUAAUUUUGGCUAAUUGUAUUAUGAUCAAUCAUUGUUGAAAAGUGAUAUGUGAUGAGAUAUCGUGAGAUUGAAUCUACCGAUUUGUUAUAUAAAACUAACAAUGUUAUUCAGUAGUAUCAAAUCUAUAAAUAUAUUGGUAACAAGCUAAUGAAAAACAUUUAAUUGACGUCAAACAAUAUCCAUAAGCCAUAAAAUAAAAUAAAACAGAUUUUAAAUACUUUUUGGCUUAAAACACCUCUGUCUAGGAGAUGAUAGUUUAUGGCAAAAGCUACCUACACAGUUUACAAAUGAGUUUUCAAUUGCAGGUAGUUGGAAUGGAUUAGAUGAAAAUUGUAGGAUAUUAAAUUGGUAAUAACAUACAACCAUAAAUUAUCUUAUAAACCCUCAAUUUAUCUUAACCUCAACUGUGUCAAAUAUAACUUGGAGUAAUUCGGAUAAAUAAACUAACAGCUUGCAAAUCACUUUGUUUUACUUCUGUUUAAACAAUAGUUAAUAGUACUUCAGUGGACGAAUUUAAAUUCAAUACUAUAAGAUUGCCUACGUUUGUAUACCGGAUCAGCAAACCUCUUUCGAGUAAUUAGGUUUGACAAACAGUUCAGAAACAUCGACUUAAAACACAAAAAAUGGUUAUAAAUAGUUCACUCUUACAUCAGCUGAACACUCAAUUUUAAUUAUUUUCUUACUGUUUACUUCUUUGUCUUGAAAUAAUCGUGUUGACUAUGCUCAAAUAUGUUUGUUAGUCGGAGUGACUCAACAUCUCGGUUUGUUAAAAUAGUCAACAGGAAACUUUAGACCUAGAUUUCAUUUAGGCCAAUAAAUCGAUCAAGGUGUAUCUGCAGUCUUGAAGGAACAAAUGUUCUUUGUGGUAUUUAUGCCUACGUCAACCAUAGUCCAUGUUUUUCUACUAACUAACUCCAAAUUUCUGAUAUCCCAACACAGUUCACGCUUCACUGAGACUAAUGGCCACAUUAAGACUUGUCCAAUAGAAUUUAAUCUGCACUCUCUGAGAUUUUAACCAAUGCCGCUGUUUUGUUAUAAUCGAUGUGUAUGAAAUAAAUAAAGUUACAUAAUUUUCUGACUUGAAUUUUUCUUUUAACAGUAAAAAACGUUUUCAAAAAGAGUCAUAUCAGUAACGCACCAUGUCUUAAUUUUUUA